Messenger RNA from Phyllotreta striolata, 2379 nucleotides. The record is from the annotation of a GenBank genome assembly. Lineage: Eukaryota; Metazoa; Arthropoda; Insecta; Coleoptera; Chrysomelidae.
AUGUUCAACUUAGCCGUGCAGUAUUUAAUAAUACACUCAUGUGUUUGGGUAUUCGCCAGUGGACAAUCGGCCAGCAAUUGUGCAGCCAAAGAAACCUGCGAAGAAUGCAUACAAGAUAUCAACUGUGCUUGGUGCAUCAAUUCCGAAAAUGAUAACGGAGGUCAAUCGGUCCACUGCAACCCCAAAAAUGAAAGCCAAAACUGGUGCCAACAAUCCGACCUAAUAUCUCCGUCCAUGUCUAUCCAAGUAAAUAAGGACCUCGACUUCUCCAACGACAUCGACAAUCCCGUCCAAAUAAGACCGCAGGCCGUCAAACUCAGUUUGAGGAAAGGCGAAACGUACGACCUGAGAUUCAAGUUCAAAAGCGCCGCCAAUUACCCGGUCGACUUGUACUACCUCAUGGACUUGUCCAAAUCCAUGGAAGAGUACAAAGACAACCUGGCAACACUGGGAAUCCAACUAGCCGAAACCAUGAUGAACAUCACCACGAAUUUCCGACUGGGCUUCGGCAGUUUCAUCGACAAACGCGAACUGCCUUUCGUUAGCACCGUACCACAAAAAUUGAGUUCCCCCUGCGUGACGACCAGCAAGGUCAAGUGCGUCAGCCCCUACAGCUUCAAGAACCACCUGAGCCUGAGCGCCGACUACCAGAGGUUCGUCAGCCAGGUGAAAGCAGCGAAGGUCUCCGGCAACCUGGACUCCCCCGAGGGCGGCUUGGACGCGAUCAUCCAAGCCAUGGUUUGCAAGGCGAAGAUCGGCUGGAGAGAGCAGGCCCGGCACUUACUGGUGUUCUCCACAGACGCGCUGUUCCACAUAGCCGGUGAUGGAAAACUGGCCGGCGUGAUCGAGCCCAACCCUGCAAGGUGCUACGAAGACGACGCCGAUUACUUGACCUACGAUUACCCCUCCGUGUCGCAAUUGAAUUACGUCGCCAACGAGAACAACGUUAAUAUCAUUUUCGCCAUUGUGAAGAAAGGUAACGAUCUGUUCACCGCCUACAAGCGAUUGUCCCUUAACGUUAAAAACUCCAAUUUCGGCGAAUUGAGCGAUAAAGGUGGGAAAAACGUCGUACACUUGGUUGUAGACAAUUAUAAUAAAAUAGUCCAAAGCGUGAAAUUCACGCACGACGCCCCCGCCGAAGUGGACAUCAAGUUCACGUCAAACUGCAACAGCGCAAUUCCCGGCCGCUGCGGCGACAUCCACGUGGGCAAAGAGGUGGACUUCGUGGCCUCGAUCCAAGUGAGAGACUGCCCGACCGACGGUUCCCUCGCCCGCAGGAUCACCAUCAGGCCGGAGGGCCUCAACGAGAACCUCACCAUCGACCUGGACUUGCUCUGCGAGUGCUCGUGCUCAUCGCCCGGCCACGCGUCCUUCAAGAGGGACUCUGAACAGUGCAAUAACCAGGGGAACUUGAAGUGCGGCAUCUGCGACUGUUUCGAAGGGCGAUUCGGGAGGAACUGCCAAUGCGACAGCUCUUUGAGUUCUUCGGAUAACGUCACUAAUUGCUUUAUGGAAGGGUCUACUGAUAUUUGCUCCGGGGCUGGUACGUGUAAAUGCGGCAAAUGCGAAUGCCAGAACAAUAAUAAAAAUCCCAAUCAGAGAAUCUACGGGCAAUUUUGCGAGUGUGACAAUUAUUCCUGCAAACGAGAAGGAGGUUUGUUGUGUUCCGGAAAAGGUAAUUGCAAUUGUAAGAAAUGCGAAUGCCAGGCGGGAUUCACGGGAGAUGCUUGCGAAUGCGAUGAAAGUCAGGUAAAUUGUAUAGCGCCCGGUAGCGAUAUAAUCUGCUCGAAUCACGGGAAAUGCCAGUGCGGACGCUGCGAGUGCGAGAUGACUGAUAACAACCGGUAUACCGGUAAAUACUGUGAAGAUUGUCCGUCUUGUCCGGCACAAAGGUGUGAAGAAUUGAGUCACUGCGUGCAAUGCCAAGUUUACAAAACUGGAAAAUACGAAAAAACCUGCGGGAUAGACUGCACGGCUUUUGAAACUAUCGUUUUGGAAUCAUUAGAUGAUAAUCCCGUAGAUGAUAUUAAAAAAUGCAAAAUCCCCGAUAACGAUACGUGUAUUAUUAACUUCGAUUACUACUACAAGGGAGACAAUAAUUUGGUGGUGAGGGCUUUAAAGAAAAAAGUCUGCCCGGAACAAGCGAACGUAACAGCGUGGAUCUUCGGAGUGAUUGCUUCGAUCGUAAUAGCGGGUAUAAUUUUGUUGCUGAUUUGGAAAAUUUUGACGUCGAUUCACGACCGACGGGAAUACGCUAAAUUCGAAAACGAGAGGAAAAAUCUCAAGUGGGGAACCGGCGAUAAUCCCUUGUAUAAAGAAGCUACGUCGACGUUCGCGAAUCCCGCUUACAAAAGAAAUAGCGUCAGAAUGUCUAAAUGA